This is a messenger RNA of Rhizophagus irregularis DAOM 181602=DAOM 197198, 276 nucleotides long. RefSeq lists its product as uncharacterized. The record is from RefSeq and is a predicted model, not a curated record. Gene Ontology annotation, cellular component: RNA polymerase II, core complex. Lineage: Eukaryota; Fungi; Glomeromycota; Glomeromycetes; Glomerales; Glomeraceae. Gene Ontology annotation, biological process: transcription by RNA polymerase II. Gene Ontology annotation, molecular function: protein dimerization activity; DNA binding.
AUGAAGAUUACACCAGAUACAAAAGUGCAAAAUGCGGCGACUUUUGAGAUAUUUAGAGAAGAUCAUACUAUGGGAAACGUAAUUAGACACAAAUUGUUACAAGAGCCCCAAGUUAUUUUUGCUGGUUAUAAAAUUCCACACCCAUUAGAACAUAAUGUGAUCAUAAGAGUUCAAACAACCAAUGAAACAAAACCUGAAGCUAUGGUAGCGAAAGCUUUGAAUGAUUUAAUUACGGAAGUUGGUUACCUUAGAACAAAAUUCAUGGUACAUAAAUAA